This is a messenger RNA of Triplophysa rosa, 3411 nucleotides long. RefSeq names its product fukutin related protein (gene fkrp). The record is from RefSeq and is a predicted model, not a curated record. Lineage: Eukaryota; Metazoa; Chordata; Actinopteri; Cypriniformes; Nemacheilidae. Gene Ontology annotation, cellular component: Golgi apparatus. The transcript has 2 exons. The coding region runs from base 678 to 2351 and encodes 557 amino acids. Gene Ontology annotation, biological process: protein O-linked glycosylation via mannose.
CCAGAAACUCGAGCUUCCUGCUACAUUGUGAUCUCUUCUCUAGCUUCCUGUGCUCAUUUCCGAAUUUUAGCAUGGGUAAGAAAAGCAAGAAUAAUGUGCAAGCAGCAUACAGUCUGCUGAUGAAAAAUAGAGGAUGAACCGUAAAAUGUUAGUUAUCACAUUCGCUAUUUGCUUUGCACAAUGAAGACGCGCGAGAUGUCGCAGCACGCGGGUCAGUGUGGAUAUGUGUGCGCUUCUCAUAUAAAGCAGGGCUUGUUAUGAUCACUGACUGCAGAGGUCUUUCGCUUGCAUGCUCUAUAUUUGGAGGAAAUGACUCAGAUGGUCAAAUGAGAGUUUCCUCAAAUAUGUGAAUGUAGGUUAAAGCUUUUCUGUAAUUGGGACAGAAGCACCGCAUCUACAAACGUUCCUAGGUCAUCCAUUCUGUCUAUAUUUUUAAGCAUUUUUAAUGGACUGUGGUAAACUAGGCUGGAUCAGACAUGGAAUCUGGCCAUCUUGCUUUCUUCCUGGAUGGCAUCAGUUGACACAGAGGAAGACAUCAGCGAAACAUUAUCCGGCUUGAGAUCUUUGAAAUGAUGCUACUUUCAGCAUCCACAUCCCGUCUGCUGUCCACAUUGAUUCAUUCAUACUGGAAUGUUAAUGUAUAGGAUUUUAGGGAUUGGACAAAUCUGUAACAGUCAAUGUUUUUUUAUUCUCUGCCCAAUCACUUUUAUUGUCAUAAUAGUUUACCCAUAAGAGCCAUAAUGCGUAUCACUUUUUGCCAGGCUCUGUUAACUGGGGCAAUAGUGUUGAACUUGCUCAUCCUAUAUUACGUCUCACGGACUCAGCAGCAGAUGAUGGAAAAGCGUCGAGAGCAUGGAAAAGGCUUGAAGAAAGCCUCAUUGCCUGUUUCAGGCCUGGGAGCGAUGGGUAGUCUGGUGGGUGGGGGUAUGGUUGGAGGCGUUAAAGUGGGAGGCCUCGAGGGCAACGCUCGAGCUCCCCGGGUGACGAUCCUCGUACGCGAGUUUGAAGACUUUGAGAACUACGUCGCUGAAGUGGCACGCUCCUUUCUGCGCCAGAGACCCGAGUUACCCUUCUUGGCUGUGGCGGAUACCCCUCCGUACCCACCUCUGGCACUUCCCGAGGGAGCACGCCUCCUGGUGCUGUCCCCAAGUCCCGACCAGCCUCCGCAAGCCCACCGUCCAGAAUUCAACGUGCAGACGGAGUUCGCUUUGUUGGUUCCAGAUGGUGUGGAGCUCGACCACGGCCGACAAGUGGAGCGGCUCAUCAGGGAGCUCGAGGGGGAGGGUGGCGGUCCAGUCCGUAUGGUGGCCGCCCCCGUGCUGACCCGCUCUGCGGUGCAGUGCCUGCACCUGCGGGUAAAUCUGCGGGAAUGGACAGCAACCUACACCCCUGCAGCUUCGGGGAGCAGCGGUAGCGUCUGCACGGCCCUGCAGGGAGAUGCUGUUGUUCUUAUUCGCACGGAGGACCUAUUUAAUCUUUCUGUACCUUUGGGUCGCCCCCUGAUGUCUUCCUUGUUUGUACAGACCUCCCUGCGAGGCUGGAAAGUCAAGCUGCUGGAGGGACCGUCCUUCUCGGCAAGCCAUCGGCCACUGUUUAGCUCGGCACACAACCAGUGGAAGGCUGACAGUCGCCUGAAAGACGCCACCAAUCACCUCAUGCGCAGCUUCGGCGUAAAACGCGUGGUGUUGCCCGACGGACGAGAUCAGUGGUUCGGUUGCACCAAGGAGACGCCGCGAUGCUUCGGUACGGUGCGAGACGACACGCCUGAAUACCUCUAUUUGGAGCGCUGGACUCCACCUUGUUGUUUGCGAGCCCUCAGAGAGACCACUAAAUAUGUCGUCAACAUUCUGGAGAGUUCUGGUGUGCGUUACUGGUUGGAAGGGGGAUCUUUGCUCGGAGUGGCUCGACACCAAGAUGUAAUCCCCUGGGACUACGACGUGGAUUUGGGCAUCUACUUGGAGGAUGUUCCAAAUUGCGACUACUUAAAAAAUUUGGACUCUGGAUCGCUGGUGGACGCCAACGGCUACGUGUGGGAGCGAGCAGUAGAGGGCGACUUCUACCGCGUGCAGUACAGUGAAGCUAACCAUCUCCAUGUGGAUUUGUGGCCCUUCUACCCUCGCAACGGAGUCAUGACCAGGGACACCUGGACUGAGCACAAACAAGACGUCGAGUUCCCUGAGCAUUUCCUGCAACCGCUGGUGCCAAUGCAGUUUGCUGGCAUCACUGCUUACGGUCCUAACAACCACCGUGCCUUUUUGGAGCUCAAGUUUGGGGAGGGGGUUAUCGAGAACCCUCAGUAUCCCAACCCUGCCAAGAAAAAGCUGGACAGGAGUCGCACAGUCGGAUCGUAGCAGGCGGAUAUGUUUAGGAUGACACAGUCAUGCAACACUGAAUUUAGGACUCCAAUGAAAUCUUUUUAUGUUAUAGACUUUGUAGAGCAUCACUGCUAGAAUGAAUGUCUUCGAUUCUGUCUGAACACAUCUGUGAAUGUUUGCGUUUAAUGGCAGUUUUAUUUAUUGUGCGUGUGUGUGUUUGGUUUAGGAAGUAAUUUCUAAACGUAUGUGCAAAUGCAAAUAAAAUCAGUUCUUCAAAUAAUAAAUAUGUGAUAUUUAACACUGCAGUGUGCCACAAUGACAUUAUACAACAAACAUUGCAACAAUUUUAAAGGUUUGCAUCACUAAUCGCAUCAUCACAUCAUUUUGCUGCCAUAUGGAAAUAAGUGUUGCACUGUAGAACUCAAAAGUCUGUUCACAGGGUGGGCCAAGUUACAGUUUGGCUUUGUGAAAUGUGCCAUUUAAUAAGAAACUGAGAAACUAAAUUAAAACGAACUUUAAAGACUACAGAUUUUCAACAUCAAUGGUAUAAUGAUUGAUAUUAUACCAAGUGAACAUUGUUAUGUAGGGCUUUUGCGCUCAAGUCUGGUGACGUAGGUGUAUUCUGUUGUUAAAAAAAUUACAUUGUGUUUUUAAAUCUAAAAUAUUACGGCAUUAUGGUUCUGACUCGUAAAAGCUUUUGAAAAGAAUCAAAUUCUUUAUGCACAUAUUCACUUUAUUAUUGAUAUUUGCACAAAAUAGCCUUGUAUUGUUUACUGUAUUAAUACUUUGGAAAUUCCACAAAAAAUGUAUGGCCUAUGAAUUUUGUCUUUAAUACACCAUAAUAUGGUCAAACAUUAAUGAAGUUUACUGUUUUCAGUAUAAAUGUGUUUGAGAGAGGUUUUGAUUAAUAGUAUCUGAACAUCUGUGUUUAUAUAUACUAUAGUCUAGUGUAAAUAGAGAUUGUAACAGAAUCAUGUAUGGCCAUCAAAUAUUCAAACCAGCAACAUGACCACAGAACAAAUAUUUUCUGUACCACUUAUUGUUUUGUCUUAACAUGUCAGUGUAUGUAAUGUAUGUGACAAUAAACCACCACACA